Messenger RNA from Clunio marinus, 366 nucleotides. The record is from the annotation of a GenBank genome assembly. NCBI's taxonomy places the organism in Eukaryota, Metazoa, Arthropoda, Insecta, Diptera, Chironomidae.
AUGUCUAUUCACUAUGCAAAUGAUAUGAGACGCAUGAUUCUGGCCAAGCGGGUCGGGCUUCCUAGCAACUUCAGUGUUCCUUGUAUUCAAUUUUAUUCUAUUUUGAUUACACUCUUUGGAGAAGAAAAUGAAAACAUUGUCAGCUGGUUUCUUUUACCAUUUGCAAUGCUGGCUUCUUUAGGCAAACAUUUACACUUUAAAACAAUUUCAUGGAGCAGUUUGCUAUUUUAUGUAAGGGAAGAAAAAGGAAAAGUGAAAAAAGGGGCGAACAUUCUAUUGAAAUAUCAGAAGGGAUUGAAAAAAAAAAUUGCUCAGGGUUCAUUGAAAGCCAACACAAGAUCAAUUCAAAGAGCAGUAGAAGAUUGA